Molecule: messenger RNA, 1586 nt
Organism: Hermetia illucens (black soldier fly)
Lineage: Eukaryota; Metazoa; Arthropoda; Insecta; Diptera; Stratiomyidae
Product: tRNA modification GTPase GTPBP3, mitochondrial
Exons: 5
Coding region: 47-1534 (495 amino acids)
Biological process (GO): tRNA wobble uridine modification; tRNA methylation
Cellular component (GO): mitochondrion; cytoplasm
Molecular function (GO): GTP binding; GTPase activity; protein binding
Source: RefSeq, a predicted model, not a curated record
GUCGAAUAGAUGACGCACGAUGUAAACACAACCGGGUGUCGAAAAUAUGUUUCAUUAUGUCGGAAAGGUUGUCCGUGUUUUAUCGCGGUUGCAGUGUAGGGAAUUCUGCUCGGGGACGAUAUUUAGCCAGUCAUCAGGUCGCGGCAAAUGUGGUGUUGCUGUUAUUCGCGUGUCCGGUUCCAACUCGCUUUCUGCUCUGAAAUGUAUGACUUCGGAGAAUUUCGAGCCCAAACCACGGUAUGCCAGCCUCAGACCCUUUGUGCAUCCGAAAACGAAGGAAAUGAUUGACCGUGGCCUGGUCCUCUGGUUUCCAGGACCCAACAGCUUCACUGGAGAAGAUUCCUGUGAGUUCCAAGUUCAUGGCGGGCUAGCGGUCAUUCAGGCAAUGCUCGAUGCGUUAGCGUCUAUCCCAAAUCUUCGUUUAGCCAGACCUGGCGAGUUCACGAAACGUGCGUUUUUCAACGGAAAACUGGACCUGACCGAAGUCGAAGGUUUGGCGGAUAUUAUACAUGCUGAGACGGAAGCACAACGACGGCAGGCUUUACUUCAAAGUACAGGAGCGCUAUCCAAAAUAUACAAAAACUGGCGUGAAAAGCUCAUCAAAAGCAUCGCUUAUUUUGAAGCUACAAUAGAUUUUGCAGAGGAUGAAAAUAUUGGAGAAGAUGCACUGGAAACCGUAAAACAGAAUGUUCGGGAAACAGUAACUGAAAUCAGAAAUCACUUGAAUGAUAAACGACAAGGGGAAAUUCUUCGAGACGGUGUUCAGACAGCCAUUAUUGGAGCACCAAACGUUGGAAAAAGCAGCUUCCUUAACUUGAUUUGCCAAAGAAAUAUUUCCAUUGUUACAUCGAUAGCUGGAACCACUCGAGAUGUGAUCGAGUCCUUCUAUAACAUUGGCGGAUAUCCUGUUGUAUUUGCUGACACAGCUGGGUUACGAUCCCACACGGACGAUGUGAUUGAAAAGGAAGGAAUAAAUCGGUCGGUGGAUCGCAUUAGAAGUGCUGAUUUGGUUGUGUUCAUGGUAGACGCUACGAAUUUAGUCAGCUAUUUGAAAUCCAACCGAGGGAGAGAUAGUAACUCGUACAUGAGAGAACAUCUGGAAACGCUUGGCUUAGACGUGGAUAUACCUAGAGAAAAGUCUACGAUUAUAAUCGCUAACAAAAUAGAUCUUUUGGAUGAAGACAGCCGUCGUGUACUGGGAGCUUGUGAUGGACUAAUCCCUCUUUCUUGCAAUACUAGUGAAAAUUUAGACAAAUUGAUGAAUGAUUUCACGUUGGUUCUUGAGAAAAUUUGCGGAAACCCCACGACAGAAUCACCCAGGCUUAGUAAAUUGCGUUACAGACAUCUGCUCAACAAUUGCAUAGUCGAACUUGAAUGCUUUCUUGAAUACUGUGUCGAUGGUGAAUUUGUAGACUUAGCGAUUGCUGCCCAGAAAUUGCGAGCUGCUGUACGACAUAUAGAGCAAAUUGUGGGCAAUGUGACAACGGAGCAGAUAUUAGAUGUUAUAUUUCAAGAUUUCUGUAUUGGAAAGUGAAAUGUUCAAUUUUAUAUCGUGUUCGAAUAAGACGUAUUUGUUUGUAUGAAAA